UCCUAGCGCUGCCCUUUCCUUGGCCUCUCUUCCAGAUGUCCUUCUACUUCUCGGACAUGGCAGUGCUGCUCUUUGACUUCUGGAGCGUCCACACCCCCACAGGGAUGGCGCUCUCGGUGCUGGUGAUCCUGCUGCUGGCGAUGCUUUACGAAGCCAUCAAGAUGGGCAAGGCCGUGCUGCUGCGACGGGCGCUGCUGGCUCUGCCCCGCAGCCUCAGCCGGGAGUUGCUGGCGGAGCCAGAGGAGGGGGGCACUGGCCCUGCGCAGGGCAGGUGGUUUCGGUACCACAUCGGCCAGACGCUGUUCCACGUGGUGCAGGUGGUGCUGGGCUACAUGGUGAUGCUGGCCGUCAUGUCCUACAACGCCUGGAUCUUCCUCGGGGCCAUCGCGGGCUCCACACUGGGCUAUUUUGUGGUGUACCCCCUGCUCGGUCGGGGCUAGGCACCCCCCCGGGAUGGUGGGCGAUGUUCUCCACACCCCCUGCUACUUUGUCUGGAAUAGCUGCUGUCACUUCUGCUGGGUCUGUCCUUGUCCUCGUGCUGUGUGGGACACAGCACCCCAGGGACUUGCUGUGGGGACCCUCGGUGCUGGCCCAACUCAGGUGGGGAGGCGCCGGGGAAGGGGAGCCCCGUGGCCAGCACUCUGCCACGCUGCCACCGCCACUGUCCUCGGCUGGUGGCUG
Messenger RNA from Aptenodytes forsteri (emperor penguin), 681 nucleotides. RefSeq names its product solute carrier family 31 member 2 (gene SLC31A2). Gene Ontology annotation, biological process: copper ion transmembrane transport. Gene Ontology annotation, cellular component: membrane. The record is from RefSeq and is a predicted model, not a curated record. The transcript is spliced from 3 exons. NCBI's taxonomy places the organism in Eukaryota, Metazoa, Chordata, Aves, Sphenisciformes, Spheniscidae. Gene Ontology annotation, molecular function: copper ion transmembrane transporter activity. The coding region runs from base 36 to 440 and encodes 134 amino acids.